CAAGGUAUAGUUUAGAACACGUGCGCUGAACCCACGGCGGCCAUUGUCGCAUGUAAGAUCGUACAAAAAAAAAUAAAACUCAUAAUUAAUUUCUAAUAAAUAAGUUAAGUAAUUGUAACAUAGUUUUAAUAUAUAAUUUAUACACAUAUAUAUCUCAACAAUGACAACAAUGCUGAGGUACGUGAGACACCUGAGAAAACUGAACGAAAUCGGUUGGAGAGUCGCUAUUCACCAGUCGAAUUUAGAACUUACCGGUAUCAAGGGACAAGUAAAUCAGCUAGCGAACUUAUCUAGGAGUUAUGCAACAAAUUCUAUGCCGAAACUGGCAACGGCAAAUUACAACGAUAGGGGAUUUUUGAACCUGGAGAACCAGUUGAGAAAAACAGGACGAAUUUUCUCUGGAGAUCUCAAGCAGUUGCUGUCAGAAGUCCAGAUGAUGAGAACGGUGUCGGGUCUCGACGCGCUUCUGCUAAUAAGGAGCUGCGGGAAACCGCUGCUUGAUGCCGAUCCCAAGGAGAGCAUUCAGCUGGUACAGGAAGUGUGGAAAACACUAGAGCGUAUGAAGGUCAGGAUGGACGUGUCUCACUACAACGCUCUGCUCAAUGUCUAUUUGGAGAAAGACCACGAGUUCUCACCGGCUGAGUUCCUGGCAACGAUGGCUGACAAAUCUAUCGAACCAAACCGCGUUACUCUUCAACGACUGAUUGCCGCUUACUGCAAGCAGGGUGACAUCGCGGGAGCGACUAAAAUCUUGGAACAAAUGAAAGCAAAAGGUCUGCCGCUAUCUGAGGACAUUUUCAAUUCACUUAUCGUCGGACACAGUCAAGCCAACGACCUGGAGAGCGCAGUGAACACCUUGAAGAUGAUCGAAAACGCUGGGAUCAGUCCAUCUGCUGACACUUACACGGCUUUGAUGUGCGCUUAUGCUAAACGGGGUGACAUGGACUCUAUCAACGCGCUUUUUGAUAAAACAACAAAAGCUGAACUGACUCUUCUGGAGAAUCAUUACCUGGAGAUCGUCUACGCACUGGCAGCCAACGGCCACGUCACUCAAGCCGAAGAAUUCGCGGGCAAGUUGCCCAAUGAAGUCCACUCGGACACUGAAAUUUCACGCCUGCUGAUCAAGCUCGCCAACUUGAACCAACUGGAACUGGCUCUGAGGCUGCUCAAGUCAACGGCAUCAGACCCUCUGAGGCACAGAAUCCGCGGGUCACUUCUUAUCAGGUCACUAGUUAAAUCUGGCGCCCCAGCAAAGGAUCUCAUACGAGCGUGCGAGUACAUGACCAAUGAUCUUGCCAACGACCGAGCUUUUUCAUUUGCCGGCUACUGCUGCUUGUCAGAAAAAGUUGAUCCCAAUGUCACACUCGAGUUAUUCAGAGCUUGGUCGAAAUCUGGCGGUUCCAUUCGCGAGCAUUUCUUCUGGCCGAUGCUUAUGUCCCGCGGUAAAGCCCUCAAUGUUGAUGGAAUGCUAGACGUACUGAGAUGCAUGAUGAACGAGUUCAAAAUCACUCCUUCGUUGGACACUAUCAGAGAUUACGUGAUUCCGAACAUGGUCGGCAAGUGGGAAUACAUCAUCGACAAGCUUUCAGAAGUUAACCUCCCGCGAAACGAAAUUCUGAUAGCGAUCGUUGACCGGAUGAUCGUCGAAAGGAAGCUGAAGAGCGCUGCGUCGGUGAUAAACUCAUUUCCGAUGGACUACCCGAAGGAUUUGUUGAUAAAUCAUUUGGUGAACAGUCUCAAUGAUAAGAUUGACUUCAAAGCGUUCAUCGUCGUCUUGAGGCUUCUGUCAGGCAGCUCCGAGUCCUCGACUUCUGACAGCAUGAAAUCGAUAGUUGACUCUUGUCUUCGCGAACUGGUGAACAACAAGUCACCCUACCAAGCUGACCUGGUCGCUAAUCUUCUUAAUAAAAUGGUAGAAGCGGGUCUCAGCGCGUCCCCAGAAGUUGGAGCCGAAGUCGUCAACCACUUUGGUAAUCAGGUGAGGGAACCCAUCAGCUCACUGACAUCAGGCACCCGCACUGACGUUCCUCUGGCUGAGUACAACCCGCGUUCCUAUCAAACAUUCCAAGGCAACAUUGCAGUCAGCAAACAGUUGAUGGAACUGAGGCGAUCAUUUACUGACCACAUUGAUAAUCAUGACUGCGAAGCCAUCGCUCAGUCUUUGAAGCAGCUGGAGAGUGCCGGGUUUUUGUCGGCGCCUGUUCUGGCCCAGGCUAUCAGCGUCUUCUGCGAGCAAGAAGACAUGGAAUCCGCAGAAAAAUGUAUUAAAAAAUUCAACGAAAACUUUCCAGAUGCUACGUUGGACUUGAGGAAGAUACUCAAGUUCGCAGAGCUGCUUGUCAAGAAGGAUCGAUUCGACGAGGCGAUUAAAUUUUUAUCUGAACAGCGCGCUGAGGAAAAAAACGAGAAACAAACACGUGGAGUUGAAAUGUCCCAGCGAUCGCUACUUGACUCCGUCGCGGCAACUAAAAAUGUCGAGCAGACUGAGAAAAUGUUCGAGUUGCUGAAGUCUAAGAACUAUAUUGAGGUAGACAAUUGGACGUUGGGACCGCUUGUGAAGGUCCAUCUUCUCCGCGAUGACCUUCCCAAAGCCCUUGAGAUCUUCGAGCGCGCUUGCGUCGACCACAAAUGCACGCCGUUCAAAAACAGACUCUCAAUUGCCUUCAUCGAGGCUGAAGACGCCAACAGUCUGCAGAAACUUACAGAUCUCUGUACGGAAAUUCACGGUGAGAGUAAUGCACUUGUUGAUCUUGCAUUUGCAUUCUUGGACUGCGACAAAGUGAGACAAGCGCGUAAAAUUUUUGAAACUCCCGGUCUACAAGUUUUCAAUUCGAAAAUAACGAGUGGAAUUGAACAUUUCCAGAGAUACGGCAGACCCAAAGGUCUUGAGGAGAUGGUUAAAAUAACAAAAGGUGUCGAGCGCAUGGAUCGCGCCCACAUGUACGAAAGUUUGCUGGAUGCGUACGUAAAGACGAACGACUGGCAGCGCGGGCUCUCCCUUUGGACUGAAAUCCAGGAUGACGAUAUCCAGCCCACCUCGAAAUUCCUUGAGAAAUUGAGCAAACUGUUGAAGAGCAACAACCAGCCGAUACCAUUCGCCUACGACGACAUGGUUGGAACCCAAAGAAAGAGGACAAUCAGGUUGUUGUCUACUUCUAAACCUGUUCAUAUCGGACCUUUUGAGACAGCACUAAAAGCAAAGAACUACGACGAAGCUGAACGACUAAUUUCCCAGGAAUCAUUCAAACGAGUGGCGGUCGGAAAGUACGGGCGGCUGAUCAAAACAGUUCUUGAUGACAAUCAGCUUGACAAGGCAACGGAAAUGGCGGGAAAAUUGAUUAGUAAUUAUGCUGCUAUUCCAAUAACAGUUUUCACUGAACUGGGACAGAAGUUGGCUGAAGCUAAACGUCUUGAUGACAUUGUAAAGUUGGGGAAUCUUAUGGAUGACUCGAUGAAAGACAAAGUUAGAUACGAAAAAAUACUUUGCACGGCGAUCAUUGAAACCAAAGGCCUGAGGGAAUUUAUGAAGUCGAUUAAGAUCGAAGAUGCUCCGACUGAUGAUAACGUCAGAGCUAUUGAGAAGAAAAUCCACUUCGGGUCCAUAGUCCACAGCCUUAUCAAAGACCCCAGCUGCUUGGAAGAGUUCGAAUCCUGGGCUGAGAAACUCGACAAAAUUGGAGUAAAACGCGGGAUGCAGGCGCUCUGGAACUACUACUACAUCACCGGAAAUCCUAAAGCAGACUCGCUGUGGAAUGACUACAUGAAGAGCGUUCCUUCGCCGCUGAUCAGGCCUGUGAUUGAUUACGCCCAGAAAAAGAGGGAUGUCAAGUUGAUCGAAACGCUUAUGAACAAACUCAGAGAGCACCCGACUCUGACGAUUAAUAAGUCUGGAGUAUUGAUGUCUGGUGUAAUGGAAUGUUACAAUUUACUUGGUCGUUAUGAUGAAUCGCUGGGUAUUCUUCAUGAAGCAACAAAACGUUAUCGUGUUAAUGUUAUACCAGAUAAAAUUUUACUAGACUUAAAGCAGGGCAUUGAACGUUCUGGUAGAACGUUUCCAUAUUCAUUUCAAACCCAAGAUGACGAAUCCACAGAAGAAGACGAUGACGAGCCAGAGAAAGUUAAAUUUGGAUCAUCAAAAUUUUAAAAUUAGUUACGUAGUAUAAAUUUUAAGUAUUUCAUAUAUAAAUAAAUUAAUUAUAUUAUACUAAUCAUACAUUUAAAUUCAUCGCUGUAAUAAAACUUUUAUUUGUAUACAAUACAUGAAUUAUCUCCAGGAUAAUAAAACUUCUGUAUAAAAU
This is a messenger RNA of Microplitis mediator, 4298 nucleotides long. RefSeq names its product leucine-rich PPR motif-containing protein, mitochondrial-like. The transcript is spliced from 4 exons. The coding region runs from base 161 to 4144 and encodes 1327 amino acids. The record is from RefSeq and is a predicted model, not a curated record. Lineage: Eukaryota; Metazoa; Arthropoda; Insecta; Hymenoptera; Braconidae. Gene Ontology annotation, molecular function: protein binding.